Penicillium vulpinum is the source of this 453-nucleotide messenger RNA. RefSeq names its product DUF4334 domain-containing protein. The coding region runs from base 1 to 453 and encodes 150 amino acids. The record is from RefSeq and is a predicted model, not a curated record. The transcript has 3 exons. Lineage: Eukaryota; Fungi; Ascomycota; Eurotiomycetes; Eurotiales; Aspergillaceae.
AUGUCCUCCAGCACGCCCCAGGAUCAGUUCAUUGCCCUAGUUGCCAAGGGCGGUAAGUUGAACGAAGCUGACAUCGAGGUUGUCUACAAUAAGCUUCCCGCUCUUCCCAUCGAUCUCCUUCGUGGAGAGUGGAAGGGUGGAAGCUUCGACACCGGUCACCCCGGCCACACCCAACUCUUGUCUAUGAACUGGCUCGGAAAGACCUUCCAUUCCACUGAGAAUGUCGACCCUAUUGUUGUGUCAAAGGAUGGAAAACGUGUUUGCGAUGAGAACUGGGGUCAUGCUGUGCUCCGUGAAAUCCGUUUCCGUGGUCUGCUGUCAACCGCUAUGAUCUACGACAAGCACCCUAUCAUUGACCACUUCCGUUAUGUUAAUGACAAGCUCAUUGCUGGAGCCAUGGACACUAGCACCUUCGGUGACGCUGGUACCUACUACUUCUACCUAUAUAAAUAG